UUCUCCCUCUUUACACUUAUAGAGCCGCCGCAUCAUUCUAUGCCGGUAGUUCUGUGGAACAUAGAGUCACGUAGCGGGGUUAACUUCUUCAGUUUCACGUUAAAAGCUUGCGGCUCGGACACUGCAGGUUACCAAGUAUUUUAAAUGAUUUUGAAGUGAAAUUAGGCAGUCUUCAAAUACUGAAAUCUGGAAAUGGAUGAACUUCAUUUAAAGUAUCAGAAGCUUGCACAGGAGUAUGCAAAGCUCAAAGCUCAGAACCAAGUGCUCAAAAGAGCAGUGGUUGAAGAAAAGGACAAUCAAGCUUCAAUGAAGGAAUUACUAAGAGGAAAAGAGCAACUACUUCGUCGCUCAGAACAGGAGAUGGACAGUCUUGUCUUCAGAAAUCAACAAAUGGAAAGAAGGGUCGAGCUUUUACAGGAAGAACUAGAAAAAAUGGCAAACUCUAAACAGAAAAAAAAGACCAAAGCUGAUACUACUAAUCAUCCAUCUCAUUCAAAUGCAUUAAAUGAGGAUUUGAGAAACAAGAUCCGUGAGAAUGAGAUUCUACAUAAGCAAGUAUAUGAAGCUGACAGUAAAACUAGACAAUUGGAGCGACAGUUAACUGAUGAAUUAACUCUUGCAAAACAAGAGGCAAAACAAUCUAAGGAAGCACUAGCAACUGGAGAAACAAAAUAUAAAUUGGUUGUUGAUAAAUUACAAGAAGAAAGAGCUUUAUUGGAAUUACAGCUCAGGACAACUCAAGAGAAUGAACAGCAAGCCCAAAUUCUUGCAGACCAGAGUUCAGAAAAACUUGCAAAGAUUGAAUCUGAACUCGGCAAGGAAGUGAAAUAUUUAUCUCAAGUUGUUCAAGAUACGAUCGUUUUUAAUGAUUGCAUGUCACCAAGUCUUAGUGUGUUAAAUGUUCCUCCUCACGAUAGAAGAAGUCAGGCAAAGGCAUCAGAACUGUUGAAAGAUGCACAAACAUUGAUUUCUGAAUUAUGUACUGCGCUCAUGAAUUUGCAUACAUACACAGAACAGAGAUCAAAAAUUUAUCCUGUUGAUAGUUCAUUCAAUCCACUAUCAAUUGUCAAUCAACGGCUUUGCCAUUUUCUUCGUGACAAUGCAUCCAUGGUUCGUCCAAUCGGUGAUUCUUUUAAUAAAUUUUGUGAUACAUCUACUGUUUCUGGUUCAUGCCCCAUCACACUUCAUACAGCACUUGGUUUGGAACCUUUUGCAGAAGCAUUCAGAAACUAUGUAUCUUACCUCGGAAAGAUUAUGCCUUAUCAAGUGCAAAGCAUUGAGGAAGAGUGCAAUGCGGCAGUAUCUGCUCAAACGUUGCAAAAUAAAAAUGCAGAAUUCCGGCAUUUGUAUCAAAGAUUGGCUCCUUCAUUUACCAAACUUCAGACUUACCUAACGUUGAUAGCUUCCUCAAGUGGUGGAAGUCAUUUGUUGCCUCCAUAUAAUGAAAGAGCAGUAUUUCAGAAGUUACUACUGACAUUGAAUGAAAUGCAUUUGUUAUUUAAAGAUAUGUCUAAGGCAUUCAAUGGUAAAGUAGCAUCUGAGCAUCAGCUACCUACUGCUUCAGCAUCAUUGAAAUCCACUGAUGAAUUUUUAUUGUCAGCAUUUCUUUCACUUUCUACAGUAAUGGCGAAAUUGGCAGCUUUCAUUUCAGAAAAUACAGAAUUUUUCACUAGAAAGAGUCCAUACAGGACGAGAGGCAUCAGCUUGAUAAGUUCAGAAACUCCAGCAGCGGAUUCAACACCUCCCGCUGCAUCACCUGUAGUCAUUGGAUUGAGCCAGAGAUCUGUCGGAUAUCUUUCUAAAGUUAACCCUGCAGCUCCUCCACCAUCAGUGCCAUAUAAAACUGCUAUUCAAGAUCAUGCAACUGCCUUAUCAUCUGCAGAAAGCAAGGAUAAUCUUGUUAGCAGGCUACAAGAAAGUUCAGAUCGUAUCAAUAAGUUGGAACAAGAAAAAGAACAUUGGUUGUUAGAAGCUCAACUUCUCCAAAUGAAAUUGGAUAAAGAAAAGCAGAAAUCUGCAUCAUUACAAACUAAACUGCCAUCCGACUCAAUCAGUGACAAUCUUGCCAAUGCAGUUGCACCACCAUCAAAUGAUUCUGAACCAAGAGUGAGAAAUAUAUCGGAAUCAUUGAAACCUCUCGAUACAUCUAUGCUUGGUGAAGUGAGCUCAAUUACUGAACCUAUCACAGAUGAGGAUGUCACGGACAGUCGUGAAGAAAUUAUUAAACAGCAUUUGACGUCUCGACUCACAGAAAUGAGUACAAAGUUGCAGCAAUCUGAAUCUAAAACACUCAGUUUUCAUGCGGAGUGUCAGUCACUCCAUAAACGAUUAGAUCUUGCAGAGCAAAAAAGAGAGAAAAUCCAAGAAGAAUAUAAUAAAGGAAAUCAGAAAAUCUCACAACUUCAGGAUGAAUUAGCAGUGACAAGGAAAAAUUACGAAGAUCAAUUGAGUUUAAUGAGUGAUCAUCUUGCAGCAAUGAAUGAUAAAUUAAGUUCACAGAAAGAUGAGAUCGAAAAUUUGAAGCUCAAUCCCAAGUCCAAGAAGAGCAGGCUCAAGGUUCCUGGACUUGGAUAAUUCUCAUGUGUCAUGCAGUCAAUUCUAAUGAAAAGUAUUAUUAGUAUUAUAUAAGCAAUUUGUCAUUCCUGUAUUUGAUGAUUUUUUUGCUUUUUCAUAAUUGAUUCCAGUGCAAUUUUUAACUUAUAUUUGUCGAUAUUUCAACUUAUUAUGAUGACUAGUACUGUACAAUAAAACAAUUGCUACCCUCAUUCAAAUGAUACUAUCGGUAAUCACUGGCCUCUGAUGCUUGGAGAUUAUUACCUUAAUGAAACCACUUCUAUAUUAAUAAAAGGUUGAAAGCUGUCAUUGCUUCUUGCCAA
This is a messenger RNA of Styela clava, 2876 nucleotides long. Its product is annotated as protein phosphatase 1 regulatory subunit 21-like. Lineage: Eukaryota; Metazoa; Chordata; Ascidiacea; Stolidobranchia; Styelidae. Gene Ontology annotation, cellular component: early endosome; membrane. The record is from RefSeq and is a predicted model, not a curated record.